Messenger RNA from Nyctereutes procyonoides (raccoon dog), 11733 nucleotides. RefSeq names its product argonaute RISC catalytic component 2 (gene AGO2). Gene Ontology annotation, cellular component: RISC complex. The record is from RefSeq and is a predicted model, not a curated record. The transcript is spliced from 19 exons. Gene Ontology annotation, molecular function: RNA binding; endoribonuclease activity, cleaving siRNA-paired mRNA; protein binding. The coding region runs from base 101 to 2683 and encodes 860 amino acids. Lineage: Eukaryota; Metazoa; Chordata; Mammalia; Carnivora; Canidae. Gene Ontology annotation, biological process: regulatory ncRNA-mediated gene silencing; regulation of DNA-templated transcription.
CGGAUCGUGCGGCCGGCGGCUCCCUCGCGGCUCGCGGCGUCGGGGCCCGUGGCGCGCGCGCGGCCGCCCCUCGGCCCCGGAGCCCCUCGGCGGCGCCACCAUGUACUCGGGAGCCGGCCCCGUGCUCGCGCCUCCUGCGCCGCCGCCGCCGCCCAUCCAAGGAUAUGCCUUCAAGCCUCCGCCCAGACCCGACUUCGGGACCUCCGGGAGAACAAUCAAGUUACAGGCCAACUUCUUUGAAAUGGACAUUCCAAAAAUUGACAUCUAUCAUUAUGAAUUGGAUAUCAAGCCAGAGAAAUGCCCAAGGAGAGUUAACAGGGAAAUAGUGGAACAUAUGGUCCAGCACUUUAAAACACAGAUCUUCGGGGAUCGGAAACCAGUGUUUGAUGGAAGAAAGAAUCUCUACACAGCGAUGCCGCUUCCAAUUGGGAGGGAUAAGGUGGAGCUGGAGGUCACGUUGCCUGGAGAAGGAAAGGACCGCAUCUUCAAGGUGUCCAUCAAGUGGGUGUCCUGUGUGAGCUUACAGGCGUUACACGAUGCACUUUCGGGGCGGCUGCCCAGCGUCCCCUUUGAGACGAUCCAGGCCCUGGAUGUAGUCAUGAGGCAUUUGCCAUCCAUGAGGUACACCCCUGUGGGCCGCUCCUUCUUUACCGCGUCCGAGGGCUGCUCCAACCCCCUUGGCGGGGGCCGGGAAGUGUGGUUUGGCUUCCAUCAGUCCGUCCGACCUUCUCUUUGGAAGAUGAUGUUGAAUAUCGAUGUCUCAGCAACUGCAUUUUAUAAGGCACAGCCAGUAAUCGAGUUUGUUUGUGAAGUUUUGGAUUUUAAAAGUAUUGAAGAACAACAGAAACCUCUGACAGAUUCCCAAAGGGUAAAGUUUACCAAAGAAAUCAAAGGUCUAAAGGUGGAGAUAACGCACUGCGGGCAGAUGAAGAGGAAGUACCGCGUCUGCAACGUGACCCGACGGCCCGCCAGUCACCAAACGUUCCCGCUCCAGCAGGAGAGCGGGCAGACUGUGGAGUGCACAGUGGCCCAGUACUUCAAGGACAGGCACAAGCUGGUUCUGCGCUACCCCCACCUCCCAUGUUUACAAGUCGGACAGGAGCAGAAACACACCUACCUUCCCCUCGAGGUCUGUAACAUAGUAGCAGGACAGAGAUGUAUCAAAAAGCUGACCGACAAUCAGACCUCAACCAUGAUCAGAGCGACUGCCAGGUCAGCGCCGGAUCGGCAAGAAGAGAUUAGCAAGCUGAUGCGAAGUGCAAGUUUUAACACAGAUCCGUAUGUUCGUGAAUUUGGAAUCAUGGUCAAGGACGAGAUGACAGAUGUGACCGGGCGGGUCCUCCAGCCACCCUCCAUCCUCUAUGGGGGCAGGAAUAAAGCGAUUGCCACCCCUGUCCAGGGCGUGUGGGACAUGAGGAACAAACAGUUUCACACAGGCAUUGAGAUCAAGGUGUGGGCCAUCGCGUGCUUCGCCCCCCAGCGUCAGUGCACAGAAGUCCACCUGAAAUCCUUCACGGAGCAGCUCAGAAAGAUCUCGAGGGACGCUGGGAUGCCCAUUCAGGGCCAGCCGUGCUUCUGUAAAUAUGCCCAGGGGGCGGAUAGCGUGGAGCCCAUGUUCAGGCACCUGAAGAAUACGUAUGCUGGCCUUCAGCUGGUGGUGGUCAUCCUGCCUGGCAAGACCCCCGUUUACGCCGAGGUGAAGCGCGUGGGAGACACGGUGCUGGGGAUGGCCACGCAGUGUGUGCAAAUGAAGAAUGUGCAGAGGACCACCCCGCAGACCCUGUCCAACCUCUGCUUGAAGAUCAAUGUCAAACUGGGAGGCGUGAACAACAUCCUGCUGCCCCAGGGGAGGCCGCCCGUGUUCCAGCAGCCCGUCAUCUUCCUGGGGGCCGAUGUCACUCACCCACCUGCCGGGGACGGGAAGAAGCCUUCCAUUGCUGCUGUCGUGGGCAGCAUGGACGCGCACCCCAACCGCUACUGCGCCACCGUGCGGGUUCAGCAGCACCGGCAGGAGAUCAUCCAGGACCUGGCCACCAUGGUCCGCGAGCUCCUCAUCCAGUUCUACAAGUCCACACGCUUCAAGCCCACCCGCAUCAUUUUCUACCGCGACGGCGUCUCGGAGGGCCAGUUUCAGCAGGUUCUCCACCAUGAGUUACUGGCCAUUCGCGAGGCAUGUAUUAAGCUAGAAAAAGACUACCAGCCAGGGAUCACUUUCAUAGUGGUACAGAAAAGGCACCACACGCGGCUCUUCUGCACUGACAAGAACGAGAGGGUCGGGAAAAGUGGAAACAUUCCAGCAGGCACAACUGUGGACACGAAAAUCACCCACCCGACCGAGUUUGACUUCUACCUGUGUAGUCACGCUGGCAUCCAGGGAACAAGCAGGCCUUCCCACUAUCACGUGCUUUGGGAUGACAAUCGUUUCUCUUCCGAUGAGCUGCAGAUUCUCACCUACCAGCUGUGUCACACCUAUGUGCGCUGCACGCGCUCUGUGUCCAUCCCGGCGCCAGCAUACUAUGCCCACCUGGUGGCCUUCCGGGCCAGGUACCACCUGGUGGACAAAGAACAUGACAGUGCCGAAGGAAGCCAUACCUCCGGGCAGAGUAAUGGACGAGACCAUCAAGCGUUGGCAAAGGCAGUCCAGGUUCAUCAGGACACGCUGCGCACCAUGUACUUUGCUUGACGUGUUUUAGUGUUUACGAUUGUGUACCAAGUUGGAUUCACAUGAGACCAGCUACACUCAGACCAACAGAUGCCCAGCCCUUCCGUGACAGCCAGCAUCGAACAUGAGACGUCAUUGAUUUUAGUAGAUUCUCCAUUUUCCAGAAUGCCUUCCGUCCCAGAUUUCAAACUUGGAUUUUGAACUGCAGACCUGUAUGAGACCCCAUUGUCGUAGGAAAUAUGGUUUGCCAAAAUCUAUAAGCUGCUUAUUAAAAUAGAGUCCCGUGUUUCCUAAAAAUCUCCUAAAACCAGUCUAUGAACUCAGGGCUUUAAAACAUUUUUAAUUUAUUUGGUCAUUCAAUUUACUUGUUUUUAACACAUGAUUCUCUAUGAAAUUGGUGGGCUCAAACUAGCUGUGAACGUUCUCAGAGAGUGAAAGCAACGCAGAUCGUGGCUGUGGUUUUAAAGCCUUGAGCAUUCUGAGGUGGUCACUAAAGUUUUAUGUCAGAGUGAUACUAGUGUGCUCCUGACAGGGCUGACGCAAGCUCUUCAGGACCUGGGGCAGGUGGCCCGCCGAGGCGCCCACGGGUGUCUUGUCCUGCCACUGCCCGCCUUUCACUCAGCUUGAAAUAAGGAGCGGGGGCAGAGGAUGGGCCAUGUGUGUUUACAACAUUUAUAGGUCCAGAGAGAUUGGCAGACAAGUGCCAUUUUAAUAAAAAUUUAUUUAAAAAAAAAAAAGAAAAAAGACAAUAUGCCGACAGUCUAAUCAUAAGAUUUGUCCUAUAGGACUGUGACAUUUAUUUUCCAAAGUUUCUAAAGAAUACGGGUCUGUGGUGAUAAAAACAGUACAAUCCUUUUUCACUGUUAUGUCUUUAAUGUAAGAGAAAAAAAUAUAUAUAUCUGGUUUGCAGUAUUAAUGUGAUAGAUAGAUGCUGUUUUUUCAUUUUAUUGACUUCGGGGUGCUUAUUGUGAUCUGUUUCGCAUAUCAAGAGUGUUCUGGAGACUGGACCACCUCCUGUGGUUCUCAGUGCUUACGUACAGGAGUAUGCAAUUGAGUCAAUGUGACCGCCACCCGCCUCCCCCCCCGCGUAGAUUGCGUAGCCUGUACCUUCGGGGGGACCGAGCGCGGGCCCGGCGGCCACUCGCCGCCACCCCACGUCCUGCCCCCCGUGCAUUGCUCGGCCGAUUAAGCACAAAUGGAAUGUAUUUAUUCUUCCAUUCCUGGGAAACAAGUCCAUGUGUCCCAGUGUCCCUCUCUCAGUCCGGUUCUGUUAGACGAGUUCCGUAGGACCUAUGCACUGAAGCGCGCAGAGAGCCGUGGGCAGAGGCGCCCCGUGGGCGCGGGGCCCGGCGAGCCCUGCCCUCGGUGGCCGCUGCCGCGCCAGCAGAAGAGCCUCGCGUCCUGGUCCCCGCGCGUGGGUUUGCCUGGCUAGAAACCAUUGCACUAAGAGUGAUAACCAUGGACAACUUGAAAAGGGUAACAGCGGACAACUCUGUGCUAAGUGGGCUGUUUGUCCUUUUAGACAAUUUAAAAAGAAAAAAAAAAAUCAAAUCCACUUUCAGUGUAGAGAUUCAGGGGAGGAGACGGGCCUUCCCCUAGUGCUGCUUUGUGCUCUGUCGGCCUCCCUCUGCUUGCUACCGGCCCCCCAAGCCCAGCCUGACGCUUACCUCUGGCACUGUGGCGGAGAAGGCGCCCCCCCUGUGUGUCGCCCGCGGCCCUGGGGUGCUGGGCGGGUGCCGGGGGGGCAGGGGAGCCGCGGGCGGAGCUGUAAUGGACACUCGGCCUAGAUUUCGGCGGCAAUGACAAAGGGGAGACUAUUAUUUGUGAAGAUAUAUACUCAGAGUGGUGUGUGCGUGUGUGUGUCCGUGUGUGCAUGUGGGUGUCUUAUUAAUGGCAUUAGCCUCUUCUUGCUGUAUCUUUUUUGUUUGGGGGUUUGUUUGUUGGGUGUUUUUUUUGUUUUGUUUUGUUUUGUUUUUGGUCUUUUUAAACGAACAGAAGCCUCUGCUCUAAGAAAUGUUGCAAUUCCCUGUCGUUUUAUUGGCAAGUGGCACUUUCUCCUAUUUUCAGAAGGAUACCAAUACACUCUUGGCUGAAAUUACCAGGAGCAUUCAAGCUUAAGGAGGGAAUCUUUUCACUUACACACUUUUGAAAUCUGAAAUUAGGUUAGUUUUCAGCCAUUUUGAGGAUCAUCUAGAACCAUGUGUCUCAAAGGUGUGUUUCUACUACCUGCAGCAGGGUCCUGGUGGUCAGGGCAGUGGUGGUGCUUGGUAAAAAUGCAGACUCCUGAAUCCGAUUCUCCAGAGCCGGGGCUGGGCAUCUGUAUUUUAUACCAUUGACUGAGGUUCCAGGGCUGCCUAAAGUCAGGACCCCUGAUCUAGAGCUUUCUGAGGAGUGCUCUCCCUCGAGCACCGAGGGCCCAGCGGAGGAGGAGCCCUUUGGCGGCAGCACAGGCAGGUACUCACUGAGCUAACCUAGGAAAGACCGCAGGCCAGUGGAAAGUUAGACCUAAAUGUCUUGUUGUUUUUUUUAAAUCAUUUUGAAGGAAAGGUUUUCCUUUUAGUGGGCCAAAGUACUUUGAGAAGGGUACUUUUUAUAGCCCUAUGCUUGUUUUAUAAAACUUUUAAUACUAAAAGCAUUAAUAGACCAAACAUCUCCAGCGAGGUUAGCUGCAUACCUUUGUACACAUCUGACGGAUGAUUCAGAAUUCAAAUGGCUGUAGUUACAAUUUCUCAGGUAAAUAAUUGUUUUCCCAAAUUUCUACCAAUCCCCCCAUUAUUAGGAUAAAUUUUGAGACAGCGUAAAACCUCAAAGUCCUGUAGACUAAGUCUGAGCCCUGUUCACAUGGAAGCCAAAAGGGGCCCUUGCUGUCUCUGACUGUGCUUGCACCCCCGCCCGGGCUACCUCUGCCCCCCCCGCCCCGUGACCCCAAGAGGGCUCCCAGGGUAGCUCCACCCUCUGCCUGCAUCUAGCCACCCGGAGGCUUGGGGUGCAUGCAGAUUUGAGAGGUGUCUGUGCGCUGGCUUUGCCCCACCCCACUGUUAAGUAAGGUGUGCCUUGCUUUAAGCAAACUGAAUGUGAAAAUUAUGAUGUAGAAAUCUGGAUUCAUUUAAAAGAAAAACUGGGAUUUAUCUCGUCUCUUUAAAAGAGGUCUGAUUAGAUUCUUAUACUGGUACUCUUCCUAGUAGAUGUUAAAAUGUUCACUUUAAGAAGAAUGACCGCUCCCAUCCCUUCACCACCGUCUGUCCUGUUCGCCCCGCUGUCGCCCUAGUGACAAAGCAAUGAAGGAAGCCCAGGGGAGCCGAGGACGGUGCCGCUGAGAUUCUAUCCUCUUUGUGUUCGACAUGCUCAGACUUUCCUAGUUCAGAUACAUUUUUGUAAAACUAGGCGUACUCGUACUUCUAGAAAGGGAUUGUUUGGUUUGGUUUGGGUUUUGAGAAGUCUCCCCUUAGACACUUUUGAUACAACAUUGUAGGGUCUGCUUUUAUUUUUUAAGUUGAUGUUGCUUGUUGGUAGUGGUCUUACACUCCCUUGGAUGAAUGUCCACACUCUAGAACCGCCGGCGACCCCUGGCCACUGGGCGGGCUUGCCUGAGAGGGCCGCAGUGGGGACAGAGUGACGUCUGUGCUCUUUGAGGCUGGCCGUGGUCACUGCCAUUACUGAUGUUUACCCCUGGUUACAGAGUGCUCAUUGGAAGACAGUUUGAGCUCAGUUCCUACAGCAGGGUUGGGGGGUGGUUUUACUGAUGUUAUAUUAUAUAUUAUUUUUAUUGUUGUUAAAAUGCAAAUGUUGCUAUUUAUUUUUUUCUUUCUGUUCUGGUUCGAUUUGGCCGAUGUGGAUAUAUCCCAGUGCAUGUGGUACCUGAUGGAUAUGAUAGAAAUUAUUUUCCCCAACUUUUAUAAAUUGCCUAAUGUUUACCUGCAAGUUUGCCGGAUGAUUUAUUUUUGAAAGCCACAAAUGUAAUUUUUCUGGAUGAAUUGUUUUUCUUAUAUAUGCAGCAAUGUAAUUUUACAUUGAUCUGCAGGGUGAUUUAAAUUUUAUUUUUACAAGGCAGUUUUUCAGUCAAAUUAUAUAUUUGAUACAAUAUGUUAAGGGUAGACCAGCCAAGCGUCCUGCAGUUGGGACACCAGACUGUCUCUAGGGGGCCUGGGGGGCUGGGACGGCUUCUCUCGGUUGCUCGUCGUCAUGGAAGCACUUGGCUUGUUUCGUGGAGCCGUCAGGAUCUGGAUGUACUCCUUCAACGGGACUUUGAUCUGGUGGACAGUUAAAAGGAUUUUUCAUGGGCAUUUUCCUACACCUAAGGCAGUUCCAUUAGGAGGAGCUUUAGAAGUUGACAUAAUCCAGACAGUGGACAAUCCCAGUGGCCCAGACAAGCCAUAGAAAUCUCCCUGUGACCUCUCUGACUCAUCUCUCACUCUCAUGAGAAAGGAAUGUACAAUAAACAGAAACUUCCUCAGUGUUUGUGCGCCUCACUUUCAGAAUGCAAAUAUUUUAUUUAUAUUUUAAGCCCUUCCCCAAAGUAACCAAGAAGAUUCUUUCUAGCUGCCCUGCCUGCAGGCUCGGCCGCCGUGACAUGUUUUCAGUGUAGUCCCGGUGCACGUGUGACUUUGUGAUGGGGCUGUCUGUGUUAUACACACAUGCUGACUCUUUUGUAAGGAAAAUUUUCAACUCAAAAUAAUUGCACUGAUUUUUUGACAACUUCCUUUUUAUUGUGUCCAACUUUGCAUCUGCUGUACUUGUUUGAAAUGAUUGUAAAUAGAUUUAGGUUAGCAAAAAUGAUAUGAACACAACACGUCGCUACAUUGUAGGGGACUGCUAUGUUUUCAGUAUUAUGUGUUAGAGCUGCGUGGACCUCGCUCUGCCUCUGUAGCCUUGUGUCUGUUGACCAUUCAUGAAGGACAAAUUAGCCUCGUGUUCUUGUUUUUCAGAAAGUAAGUUUUUUGCAAUCUAUAGAAAGGAGAGUCCUCUCCCCUGGAGGUCUGAAGGUUUGAUUUUAAGAGGAUUGAUUAUAAAUCCUUUGAACACUUUUUUCAGUCUAAUUCCUUGCUGUUUCCUGUGGCUCCUGAAAGCAUUUUCUUCCAGUUCCAUCCAGCAUCUGACAGUCUGGAUAGGAAGCAUCUGUGUGGCCAAUGUGAAUAGACCACUAAGCAAGGGCCUCCCUCGCCUCUCUUUGGUCAGCCAUCAUUUUGAAGCCAUGAGAUCACUGUUGUGUCAAAACUGUCAUUUGCGGCUUAACGCAUAGAUGCUAGAGAGACCUGGAAUCCAGUGCUGUUCCUUUAUGGCUUGUGAUUUUUGCUAGAUUAGAAGUGUGUGCUCCGGCGCACGGUGUAUGAUUGUUUGUGGUCAGGCUACCCGGUAUCAGACACACAAAGGAGCUUUUAGACCCAAACCAGUCAUGAGUGUGUGUUCACGUAGCGUCGAUGCCAUCGUGGUGCCCUCCCUAAUGCUUUUUUGGUUAUGUUUUGCCAUUUUAUUGUCUAAAGUGAAUGUAUUGGCUUAGCCAAAUCACUACAGAAGGUGGUUUCUAAAUACCUUUUAGUUUAAAAAAAAUAAAAAUAAAUGCAGAUAAAGGCUACCUCUGAAUUCUCAAUAGGUUCAUGUUUGCUCUUAAGCGUAGCUAUCCACACUGAAAAAAGCCAAAACGUUGCCUGAAUAAACUGAAUUGUGAACAUCUCUCUCUUUAGUUCUGGCUUGAAAAUGUGUGUGCCAUACUGUGACCCAUGGGCAGUCCCCUCCUCCCCCUCGGAGGCAUCAGAGGUGGACCGGGGACUCCUCAGGGCUGCCCACCUCAAUAAUCUAGGGUUCUACGCAGCCAGCGUGAAUAAAAUGGAAAAGCUUUCCGCACCGUCCUCACAGGCUGGCGGGAACAUCUCCACGCAGGGCCGUGGGUGGUGAAACCUUGAAACGGCCUGUUGUCCUGGAUUUUCACUUUCCUAUUUGCUGUAAGAAAGCACUUUCUUCUCUGUGUUACUUAUGAAUGGGUUGAAAAUGGCUCCCUCUGCUCUCUUCUCCCUUUUUGUACACUCUGUAAAAUCACGAAGGUGCUGAAACACCGACUCUCGUGCAAAUAAUACAUCUAAAGCUGCUGUAUGGUUUCAAAAAACCAUGCAGUUAUAGUUGACCUUUGACUUUGGAACCUUGAGUUACCAUCACUCCCUACUUAAUAAACAUGAUCUACAGUUUAAAAGCAAAAUGUUCCGUUCAAGUCCAAGGCCCUCUGUUGUGGACACAGAGUCCACAGCCAGCAUCUUGAAGUAGGAGUUCCUGCUGCCAGCACCCUGGAUCCCCUGACGCUAACUUAUGGGCAGUCUGUCCUGAGGGAGUUUGUUACCGUUCUGAGUACCCCUCCUGUGAUUAACCACUUUGCUGUCAGAAUGUCCUUUGCCCACACACUGUGGGUCAGUCGGUGUCAUCCUCUGCCUUCUUCGGAUCUUGUUUUACGUUCUCUACAUUGUCUCGUCUUUGGAAUGGUUCCUAUCUGCUCCAAGACACCUCCAUUGGUUUGCUCUUAUAUUCUUGAGGGACAGGCAGGUGGUUUUGCAGUUACAGAUGUCUGGUUGUGUGGAGGUUGCUCUGCCCUCUUACCGGACACCCCUCAGACACUGACUUUGGCCCAGAGAGGUUCCAAAUACAAUGUUACCUGGAAAUUUUUGCCUUUAGCACUGUUGUUUUGGGUUUUGAUGCUUUUCAUGCUACAUGACAUGCUUUAAUUCUGAAAGAGCUAAGUGUCCUUUGCAGUCUUUCUAAGAAUGUUUUGUACUUCUGCAAUUACACUGUUUUGUAGAUAGAGCCCACCCCAAGAUGCAUGGAUGUGUAGGGUGGGUAACCCACAAUGUCUGCUGACCUGCUUCUGGAACUUGCUUGGGUGCUCUGAGUUGGCCUCAUUUUCAACUAGGAUCCCGUUCUGGGUGUUUUGGGGGACACUGCACAGCAGCCCCCUCCUUGAUUCAGUAAUGUGAACUGUUGAACUCAGACCCACCCAUCAGCUUUUUGCGUUACAGAUCUCCAGAAUCCUGGGGUGGGCCUCUCCCGCCAUCUUCGCAUUCAUGAAAGGUUAUUUUAAAAGAGGGAACCGAAGAUUACUGGUGCUUUUGUUAACACUUUUCUCUUAUUGGUCAAUGUGAAAAAUUUCGAUGUGUUAACAUCUUUCAACGCCCUUGGUGGUAUGCAGAAGAGUUGAAUCCUCAACUCACUCCCAUCCCCUUUCUGGGGGGUGGCAAGAGGCUGAAUUAUCUUCUAUUUACGACCUCUUUGGAUUUCAGUAGUUCAGAGUUAAAGCUAAAACACCAAAUACUAACUCUUGCCCCUCAAGUGUCUCCAGGAACUAGAUGUUGAGGCCACCCUCAUUAAGUAGCUUCUGAAUCAAGGUCCUUAAAACCAUGAGUUGAACCCAAGAACACCCCACACAACCAGGCCAGGGGGUGUGCUGCAGGCUGAUGCUUGGCUCCUUGGCACCACUUGGCAGAACUAGGUGCUUGUGUUGGGGAGCCAAGGCUCCUUGGAACUCUAGAGACUGUGGGAACAAUCUCGGGGGGUGGGAGAGGGCAGGUCCCUCUGACCCAGGAAGCAGGUGGUACCAGGCUUUCCUCUGGUCUCCUUUGGUACCAGACUGAGCGUGUUCUGGAAGACCCGGUCUCAGCCGCUGUGCCUUUAAAGUCCGGUCCUCAGUGUCCUUUCUCAAUCAUAUUGGGGCUGCAUUUUUAUUGGGAAGUAAGCCUGUACCAUUCCACAAGUCAAUCAUUGACCUUCUGCCUUCUAAGCUGCAUCUGCUCCUCAGCUCCUGACUCUGUAAACUGUGAUGCCCAUGCACACUGUCUCGUGUCAGAAAACGUUAUGUUCUCAUAGUUGAAGGAAUUCCUUCCCAAGUCCACGUCUGCUGGAAUUCCAGGAAAUCAGCGCAAGAUCCAUCUCUUAGGCCUUGGCGGCGGCCAUCAACACAACCCAGUGGUUUUGUCCUCAGAGUCACUCAACAAGCAUAUUUAGUGUAACAGAACUAGAUUUUUAGAAUGAGAAUUGGAAUCGUGUCUCUGUGAAUUGCGUGUGAAGCCCUCAGACGUAAGGUGCUACUCAGUCCUACUGUCCUUACUUUGGGAUGCUUUUCCGUUUGUGUGGCUCUGUUUUGCGGUGUGCAGGGAAGCUGCUGACUUGGGUGAGCCGUGCAUAGAGGACUCCCGGUUCUGACAUGCCUAAAAUACAUUUUUUUAUCUCGAACUUUUCCAAGCCAGGUAUUGAGCAGUUUCUUGGCUGAUGGUCUAAUUAAAAAACACCUUAACCCUGUUGAGGGUCAAGGGAUGUCCCUGUUAAGGGAUGAUUUUAUUGCUUUUAAGUGGGGGAAAUAAUCCAAUGUUAUUUAUUUUUAAAACGCAUAGAAACUCAUUCUUGGCGGCUCCUCUUGGCCCUUCCUUCCUUCUACCAAACCCUCAUUUUGAAAGGCAUGGUUGUUCCCUCGGCAGAGGUGCUGGCUGCAGAGGGGAUGCUACAUUAAUAAUUUUGGUUCCUCUUCAAAGCCAAAUAUACACAUGACUGAAAUCCUGAAAGUAUAUAGUUUAGCACUAAACUGAAAUUUGAAUCCUGAGUUUGAUAGUGGAUUUUAAUGUAGCUGUUGAAGGUAUGAAUUCAUGUUUUAUAACUGUAGAGGCAAGUGAGUUUUUACUUAAGAAGUUUUAAGAGAAUAAUUGUAAGUUUCUGUGCAGCAAAGUGGCUAAUUACUCAUUAAAUACAAGAAAAGAAUGUAGUGUCUACAUGCAGAUUUGUCUUACCUCUGGUACACUUCAGAUUACUUACCUAAUACGUAUUGAGGGCUUUUAACCCUGAGUUUUAUCAACUUUUCUAGUUUUAUUUUAUUUUUAUAAAAUAAUUGAAAAAGAACCAAAAAUGAAUUCAGAAGUUCCUUAGGUGGAUCUUGCCCGUUCUUCAUUUCCCCCACAAAGAAACAUUUUGGAAGAGAUUUUGAAUCAACAUGUAUUGUGACCAUUGCGAGUGUAGUGUUUUCUAAGAAGCCGAGCAGCUACACGGGCGUCCUGCAGGUGGUACUCUGCGAACUAUCUGCGGGCUCGUUCAGAGCCGUGCAGGGC